AGGACCUCGCGAAAAGAGCAGCGGAAUUCAAAUUUUCAAAACAAACCCGUGAUUGUUGUUUCAUCAUGCGAGUUGUUACUCUUCGCUGGCUAGCUGUUAAAGACACCACCUAAAACCUCCUUUUAAACGAGUUAAAUAAUGGACGCGGAUGAAAAGCACGACUCCAGCACAAAUGGCAAAACGGUGGAUAUUCCUAAACCGCCUUCAAUCGAGGAUUUCGUCAUUUUGAAGCCCAUCAGCCGCGGUGCCUUUGGCAAAGUCUACCUUGCACGGAAAAAGUGCAAUACCCGAUUAUACGCCAUUAAGGUGAUGAAGAAAGCAGACAUGGUUGAUAAAAAUAUGACGGGGCAAAUGAAGGCAGAGAGGGACGCACUCGCUCUGAGCAAAAGUCCCUUCGUGGUUCACCUGUUUUACUCCCUUCAGACGGCCACCAAGAUCUAUCUGUUGAUGGAAUACCUCAUCGGCGGAGAUGUCAAAUCUCUGCUUCACAUAUAUGGAUAUUUCGACCAGGAUAUGGCAGUUAAAUAUAUUUCAGAGGUUGCUCUGGCUUUAGACUACCUUCACCGUCAUGGCAUAAUCCACAGGGACUUGAAGCCGGACAACAUGCUUAUAUCCAAUGAAGGUCACAUCAAGCUAACAGACUUUGGCCUUUCUAAAGUCAAACUUGAAAGAGAGCUGAGCCUUAUGGAUAUCCUAACCACCCCAUCCUUGGCUAAACCAAAGAAAGAUUAUUUCCGCACUCCGGGUCAAGUCCUCUCCUUAAUCAGCUCCCUUGGAUUUAAUACGCCCGCAGGAGAGGGCAAGCGUCACUGCAGCGCAUCUACCAUGUCCAGUCCCGUGUCCUGUGGCAAAAUAAAACAGAAGAAUAACUCUCUUGGUUCUCCCUUGAUGGAGAAAAAAGAUCAGCUAUACUCUCCUGCUCGCUACCCUUGGAAAUUGGGACCUAACAACAGUGUGUUUAGUCCUCACAACCUGGCUAAAAAUCUGACUCCCACACUGCUGAAGACCAGAAAGAGGUUUGAGACAAUGAGUGCAGGCAGCACCACCGACACUGAAGGUGGCAUUAGUCCACUGUGGGAGUGUGACCAGAAAGAAAAUGAACAUACUAAUGAACAGAAGGGGAGAGGGCACUUUGAAUCCAAAGGGCAUAAACAGGACUUUGUGCCCACGAAACCUGGCACCUCUGGGCUCUCUGCUAAGACCAGCAGCAAUCUGCCCAAAGAGUCAAACCCAGUAAAGCUUUCAGAAAAAAGGCCUCGUGCCAACAAGCGGGAGUCUGUUUCCACAGCUCAGGAGGACAUUUGUCUAUCAGAGACAGAUGACAGUCAGAGUGCUGUUCCCUCAUCUGUGAAGAGGACAUUUUCAGAUGUAGAGAGAAGUCCGGAGCCAUUAGAAAUCCAAGCCAAGAAGAGUAAUGCAGACUACAGAAGAUGCUACGAGAUUCCAGAAGAGGCUGCGAGGUUUCGCACUGGCAUAACAGGAACAUUUGCCACCAUCCAAAUAGGCGACUUUGUGGCCUCCGCUGAGGGGCCUGGGUUAGCUGAAGACCGGGUCCCAAAGCGCUCCAGUCCCAUUGCUGUGGCCAAAACCCUGUUUUGUGAACUGGAAGAGCCAACGGAGGACGUGUUUGAAGAUGGAGCCAAACACUUACCACAUUCAAGUUUCACAUCACCGCCUGCUGGGAACCGUGACAUUUGCCGGAGCUUGAGCCUGGACUCUGAUGGGUCUAUGCACGAGACGUCUCUAACUAUGGAGAGCCACUCAUCUCUCAAAAUUGGCAAGUGUUCCAAAAACAGGAACUCACCAUCAUCUGAGGAGCAAGAGCAAAGUAAAGACUCAUCUAUCACUGAAUCACUACCACAAACUCCCUCUGCUGUUAUCACUGAAACCCCCAGACUCCGGGAUUUUAGCCGGAGAUGUGAAUCUCAGUGUUCCUUUCUCAACCAGUUCCCUGAUCUGGCCUGUGGUGUGGCGCAAUCGCCCUCCUUCCUCAAGCCGCGAAACAUCGUAGCUUUCCGUAGCUACUGUAGCUCCAUCAACCACUCCAACAUGUCGGGGGUUUCCCGCCUUAGCAGUGGGUCUGUGGAGUCUAUGGACGUGUCCACAGCCGCCUCUUAUCACCCUGCGUCUGGCGCCGCAACCCCAGUGCAAAAAAGACCCAAAUCCAGCAGCUCUCUCUAUAAGACUCCUCAGCCCAUGUCGACCUCCCACACCCCUUUCAGGACUCCAAAGAGUGUCCGGAGGGGUGCGCUGCCUGAUGAGGGUGCACGUAUUUUGGGGACCCCUGACUAUUUGGCUCCGGAACUACUUUUGGUAAAACCACACGACUGCAUGGUGGAUUGGUGGGCGCUGGGCGUGUGUCUUUUCGAGUUCCUCACAGGUGUACCGCCUUUUAAUGACGAGACGCCUCAGCUGGUCUUCAAGAAUAUUCUCAACAGAGAUAUCCCGUGGCCCGAGGGAGGGGAGGAACUGUCUGAAAAUUCAAGAAAUGCCAUUGAAAUACUCCUGACAAUGGACAUGACCAAACGGGCUGGUCUCAAGGAACUCAAGUGCCAUCCCCUGUUUGAGGGCCUGGACUGGGACAACCUGCAGAAUCAGCCGAUGCCUUUCAUACCUCAGCCAGAGGACGAAACGGACACCUCCUACUUUGAGGCAAGAAACAACGCUCAGCACAUUGCCGUGUCCGGCUUCAGUUUAUAGAGCUGCGAACGCCGUUUGAGUUUUACUGCAGCGAGCAGUCAGCACAUUUUGGCUGUUGAUGAAGUCAGAAUGUGUGGGGGGGCAGUUGAUGAGACGCUGUCACCGCGAUAAACCCAAAAAAAUCAGACCCAUUAUACAAAUAAAUACACUAUAAUGAUGUGGAUUCUGAUUGUUUGUUGAAGGCUGUAUAGUAAUAAGAAAUAAAAAAAAUUUAACAUAUGUGCAAUCACAGGUCAUAAGAGUCAGAUAAAAGCUGAAUCUGUUGACUGCUCAGACAGUUACGAGUGUACAUAUUAGAAAAUGAAACUCUUUAAUACCUUUAGUAAGUGUUACCAUAUUACAUACAGUAGUUAUAGCUCUUAAAUAAGGUUCUUUCUUUAGCAAAAUAUCAUUUGCUACCAUUUGGCUUUGAUUUCUCUGUUGUCAUGGUUUUAUAUUAAUUAAACACAAAAUAACUAUGUAUGUCAGUUCAUGUCAGUGUGGCACUUCCUGCCUGAUGGUAACUUUCCAUGCCGAUUUUUGCUGUUCUGUUCAUCUUUCUAAUGUUCCCCUGUUGUUAGUAGACUGGGUGGGCGGGCCCCCUGAAUUUCUUUGAGGGGGCACAAAACUGCUAAAGAAAAACAUCCUAAUAUAUUCAUGAAUAGUGUAUUUUAUUUGUAAAUCUUGUUUAUAAUGUUUAGUGUCGUUUUAAGACGGGAGUGUGUACUUUAUCUAUUUUGCUGCUUUUAUGUCACUUGUAAUUCUGAUGUGAUAUCAUGGUCCACUGUCCCAUUUUCCACGCUACUAUUUUUUU
Xiphias gladius (swordfish) is the source of this 3493-nucleotide messenger RNA. RefSeq names its product microtubule associated serine/threonine kinase-like (gene mastl). Lineage: Eukaryota; Metazoa; Chordata; Actinopteri; Istiophoriformes; Xiphiidae. The coding region runs from base 139 to 2700 and encodes 853 amino acids. Gene Ontology annotation, cellular component: nucleus. The transcript is spliced from 12 exons. The record is from RefSeq and is a predicted model, not a curated record. Gene Ontology annotation, molecular function: ATP binding; protein serine/threonine kinase activity. Gene Ontology annotation, biological process: intracellular signal transduction; peptidyl-serine phosphorylation.